ACGCAGAGAAACAGGAAGUUUUCAGUGAUGUCUCAGAGUUUUGGACCCCUCUGUAUAAAGAGCUCCAGUCAUGAAUAUACUUUUCUGUAGCGCCUGACGAUUUCGCGCUGUUAUCCUUGAUAUAUUUAAACUGAGAGGAUCAUUUAAAAGCGUGACAUCACGAAGAACACUCCGAGAGCCUCUGUGACACAUUCAGUAGUUGGUAAGAGAGACCAGUAGGGGGUAGGAUCGUUUUCCCCUGAUCUCCAGCCUCAAGCAGCCCAAGUUCGGUCUCAGUGCUGCAUGAACGCACAGCGAGAGGGGGAGGACACUUCCCUCUCCAGCAUCAAACGUGAGGGAUGCGCUUCAUCGCCUUAAGGGGCUGGAUGGAUGGAGCGACAGGGUCAUGAAGGUGACCGCAACCUCUGGUUUGGAUUUAGGGGGCCGUUUCCGCAGAAGGAGCCUAUCCAUAAUUAAUAAAAGCGAGUCGGAGAUCCUAGAACCGAAGCGCAACCACCGGCGAGUCAUGUCACCAACUGACAGCGCUUCCAGAGGAGCUGACGAGGAGGACAAAGGAGGAUGAAGGAGGCAGAGGAGGAUUAUAAUGAAGCUGAGUGGCAAAGGACUGUGCACCAUCGUCUCCAGCAGUCUGCUCUUCGUGUGCGCCGUGAGCGCCGUGGUCGUGGGAUUCAAAUGCAUCGCGUUGGGCUCCAGGGUGCGAGCGCACUUUCACCUGGCCACCGCGGCCGGCGCGUUUUACUCGGGCAUCCUGGUGACUCUCGGGCAGGUCCUGAUUGGGGUGGCGCUGGUCUUUUGCCGGGGCAAGCCCAGAUGUGCGAAUUUCUUCCUCUUUGGGAUCUUAGUGUUUCUUUUGGGGGUCCUGACGGCGUUCUCCGGCGCGGUGGUGGAUGGCGACACGGUGUCCCUGGUGGAGAAGAAGUACGCGCACUAUUGCCAGAACUCUGUGGAUGUAAACCCGGCGUGCGACCGGCUCAAAGUGUACCAACGGUGUCUGGUGGUCUCCACUAUCCUUAACACUCUGGAGUGCAUCCUGGGGCUGAUGAACCUGGUGAUCAUCAAGCGUUACCAAACGGCGCAGUUUCACCGGAGACGCCGGACGCAGAGGCGGAGCGCGCGGAUCGUGCUGAACGAGGAGCGCGACUUCGCGGUCACGGAGUUCCAGCCGGUGUCCUACAUCAAUUUGGCUGUGUUUCACGCGUUGAACGACGGGGAGGUGCAAAGCCGGGGCCACCCGUCCAUGGAGCUGCCGGGCUAUUCGCCCGCCAAUCCGGAGCUUAAUCACACGUACCCGUUUUCUUACCCGCUUCACAACGAGUUGCCACCUGCCUACGAGGACAUAUUCCCUUGAGAAGCGAGCAGCGAAUAGCAAAGAAGAGGAACCGAGUUGCAAUUUUGCAGUGACAAUCACGCAUUCGGCACGCUGAACUUGGAAUCGACACGAUUAUUUCUAUAUUACGGUGACCAACUGUUGCCUAAUAUACUUUUUAAUUCAGUGGAGGUUACAGCCAGCGCUCUGAACAAACCCUACAGUUGUUGAUAAACUACAAAACGAACCCAUGAGAAGGUAAACGUACUGAAAGGAUUAAAUAUACAUGCAAAAUUUGUUUUUUGACUGACCGAUUGUAUUCUCACUUCAUCCCUUGUCUAAAUCCCUAAGGUUUGUGUACAGGAUUCCCAUUGGACUUUUUGGAAUUUUAAGGAUCCUGAUUUUCUUACAGUAUUCCAGCAGGGCACAAAACAAAAAGAAGUUACCAAUUGGGCAAAAAGAACAAAUGAGAACGUAAACGUACUGGAAGUAUACAUGAAACUUUUUUUUGUUUUUUACUUUCCUGGUUGAUUGUAUUGCCAAAUAAUCCUUAGUCAAAAUCCACCCAACCAUAAAGGAUAUGUUUUAUAGGAUUUCAACAUGUGGCAAAACAAAAAGAAGUUCAGGACAAAAUGAGCCUAUGAUAAAAGGAAACUGAAAGAACAUUUGUUUUUUGACUCAUUGUUAGGUGUGUGAUGAUUUAGAACUAAUCAUUUAGAACCAGAAUCAUAAUUGUGUUAUUAUUCCAACAAAAUACCCAGAAAAUUCCCAGAAGGGCUAUUACGAUUUGCAACUGGAUAAAAUGUCCCUGUAGAACAUCAAAAGUAUUCUGAAAGGCCUGCAAUAAGACAUCUUGUAUUCAGCCUCAUGAUUUCUUUAUAAUCUCUUCAUCCCUGAUGUUUCAGACAAAAAGCCACUGCUGCUGCCCAUAUUAAAAUGACAGGCAACAACAA
Cyprinus carpio (common carp) is the source of this 2259-nucleotide messenger RNA. Its product is annotated as transmembrane protein 271-like. Bases 584 to 1348 code for a protein of 254 amino acids. Lineage: Eukaryota; Metazoa; Chordata; Actinopteri; Cypriniformes; Cyprinidae. The record is from RefSeq and is a predicted model, not a curated record. The transcript has a single exon.